Molecule: messenger RNA, 398 nt
Organism: Staurois parvus
Lineage: Eukaryota; Metazoa; Chordata; Amphibia; Anura; Ranidae
Source: the annotation of a GenBank genome assembly
UCAGUGUCUGAUGAGGAAUUUCCCCCACCAAUCAUUAUCACUCAAUUCUGCAAGUGGUUCUGAUUUACUAUCGCUGUUCUCUAGCCGGUCUAAAACCGCGUCUGACCUAAAGGGACACUUUUUGGACGCCAUGGACGUUUCUCAGUUUCCAGGCAGAAAGGGCGGUAAAAAUGCAGGCAGGGCCCCGGACAAAGUACUCGGGACAAAAUGUAUGUGAAAUGGUUUGAUACAGGAAUGUUAUACUAUGUGAUUUUAGUGAAUUGAAUGUCACUUAUUAACAUUUUUAAAUUUCCCGCCAGUUCUGUCCCCGUACGUCCCGACGUCGCAGGGAACGGAACCCGGAAGACGGAUGCCGGCAUCGGCCGGAGGACAUUGCUGGGGACACUGCAGGAGGGACA